AUUACUGCAACUUCUCUAAGUUUAGGAAAAGUUGCGCAGUCAGCUUAGCGCUGUACAAAGCGAAGCAGGACCCUCACACUGAAACCAUCCGCCUCUUCCCCACCCUGCUUUGUUUUAUCAUGCAUAUCAACCAUGUUGCCCAUUUGCUCCUCUCUUUUCUCUGCAUCGCAUUGACUGCCCAUUCUAAGGUGGAGACAGAUGAAGUGGUUCCCAGGCUGCUGUCCCUUCAGGAGGCACACCUGUCCUCCGGCCACACCGACCGCACACAGCGGCGCCGCGGUCAGCGCUCACUGGACGAAUCCGGGGAAGGACCCUCUGACCCGUUGAAUAUUAUUCUGUCACUUCCCGCUUUUGGAAGGACCCUGUAUUUAAAUCUGACGCGGGACAGCGUGUUUCUCUCGAGGGGCUUCGCGGUGGAGGAGAGGCACGGGGACCGGAGCGCAGCAGUGAGCCGCUUAUCCAUGAACCAGCUCUGCUUUUACUCCGGCUUCAUCGUCAACCACACGGAUUCUCUGGCAUCACUGACCACCUGUGGCGGCCUGAUGGGGCUCAUCCAGAUCGGGGAGGACAUCCUGUUCAUUCAGCCGGUAGGUGAAAACAACCCAUCACAGUCAUUCUCCGGACUUAAACAUCAGUUGCUGCGACACCAACGCGCUACCAAGACCAGCUCUGCUCAAGAUGCUGACCAGUCCAACUUCUGUGGGACCGUACGAGGGAAGAAGAAGGAGAAGAUGUCAAAAGUUGAUGAGGAGGGUCGUGGGAAGAGAAGCACCAUUCGCCUGCAUGAAACAUAUACUGUGGAGACGGUGGUGGUGGCAGACUCCGACAUGGUGCAGUACCACGGUGCCGAGGCUGCACAGAGGUUCCUGCUGACUGUCAUGAACAUGGUCUACAACAUGUUCCUACACCGGAGUCUGGGAGUCAGGAUCAACAUCCGUGUCACCAAGCUGGUGUUGCUUCACAGCCGCCCAGAAAAGCUAAAGGUGGGCCAUCAUGGAGAAAGGUCUCUACAGAGCUUCUGUCACUGGCAGUAUCAAGAGUUUGGGGGGCCACGAUACCUUGGCACCAACCAUGUUCCUGGUGGAAGAGAUGACAUCCCACCAGUGGACACUGCUGUGCUGGUCACCAGGACAGAUUUCUGUGUUUAUAAAGAUGAACCCUGUGAUACUGUGGGUAUUGCUUAUUUGGGCGGAGUCUGCAGCGCCAAGAGGAAGUGUGUGUUAGCAGAGGACAAUGGACUCAAUUUGGCCUUCACCAUCGCUCACGAACUGGGACACAACAUGGGAAUGAGCCAUGAUGAUGACCACGCCACCUGCACCGGUCAUUCCCACAUCAUGUCUGGUGAAUGGGUGAAAGGAAGAAACCCCAGUGACCUGUCAUGGUCCUCCUGCAGUCGCGAUGACCUGGAGAACUUCCUCAGGUCCAAAGCCAGUGCCUGCCUGCUGCACACAGACCCCAGGAGCCGUUACCAGGUCCGGCUUCCCCCCAAGCUGCCAGGCAUGCACUACAGUGUAGAUGAACAAUGUCAGAUCCUGUUUGGAACCAAUGCUACUUUCUGCAAUGAUAUGGAGCACCUGAUGUGCGCUGGCCUGUGGUGUUUAGUAGAGGGAGAUGCAUCCUGCAAGACCAAACUUGACCCUCCUCUGGACGGUACAGAGUGUGGAGCAGACAAGUGGUGCAGGGCAGGCGAGUGUGUCAGUAAGACUCCCAUCCCUCAGCAUGUGGAUGGUGACUGGAGUCCAUGGAGCCAGUGGAGCAUGUGCAGCAGGACCUGCGGUACUGGAGUCCAGUUCAGACAGAGGAAAUGUGACAACCCUCCGCCUGGUCCUGGUGGGCGACACUGUCAGAAGGCCAGCGUGGAGCACAAGGCCUGCGAAGGUCCUCCCUGUCCCAAGGGGACACCCAGCUUCAGAGACCUGCAGUGUCUGUCCUACGACCGACACGCCAGCAAAAAGAAGGGCAGCAUGCUGACUGCUAUUAUUAAUGAUGCGAAGCCAUGUGUUUUGUUCUGCAGUCCGGUGGGUCGAGAUGUCCCAGUGCUGAUGGCUGACAGAGUAAUGGAUGGGACGCCCUGUGGACCAUAUGAGGCUGACCUGUGCGUUAACGGGAGGUGUCAGAAAAUUGGCUGUGACAGCAUCAUCGGCUCUUCAGCCAAAGAGGACCGUUGCGGUGUAUGUAAUGGAGACGGGCGCUCCUGUAAGAUAGUGAGAGGAGACUUCAACCACACCAAAGGAAUGGGCUACGCCGAGGCUGUGAUUAUUCCUGCAGGAGCCAGGAGAAUCAAAGUUGUGGAAGACAAACCCUCGCAUAGCUUUCUGGCCCUAAAAGAUUCCAGUAAGAGGUCAAUCAACAGCGACUGGAAGAUUGAGCUUCCAGGAGAAUUUGAGCUGGCCGGGACCACAGUCCGCUAUGUAAGAAGGGGACUGUGGGAGAAAAUGUCUGCCAAAGGACCCACUAAGACCCCCUUACACCUGAUGUGCUCGUCAUCCUGCGGGAAGGGCUUGCAGUCGCGAGUGGUCCAGUGUAUGCACAAAGUGACUGGUCGCCACGGUAUCGACUGCCCAGUGACGCUGAGACCACCAACCUACCGACCCUGUCACCAUGGUGCCUGCAACGAGAGAAUCAACGUAAACACCAUCACCUCCCCCAGGCUAGCUGCUCUGACCUACAAAUGCAUGGGGGACCAGUGGACGGUGUACUGUCGCGUGAUCCGAGAGAAGAACCUCUGUCAGGACAUGAGGUGGUACCAGCGCUGCUGUGAAACCUGUAGGGACUUUUAUGCCAAGAACAUACUGCACAAGAGCUAAUGACCAAAUGCACCUACUUUUCCUCCAAAAAAAUGCUAAUUUCUUGUUUUAAGUACUGUUAAAUGUUCUAAGAAAACAAUGUCUAUUAUUGAUUUAACGCAAGUAAACAUAAGUGUACAUUUGAAAUGGGUUCAUAAGCUUCUAAUUUUGAUGAAAAAGAAAUAUUUCUUUGGCUGUACACCAAAAAAAGGGUGAGUCUUUAGAAUGCCAAUUCAGGCGGCUUUAUUGCACAGAAUGACAUAAGUGCUUGAUUUUAAAGUAGAAUUUCUCUAGCUAGUAACAUGGGAUUAUGAGUUAGCUAGAGAUUUCCCCUCUCCUUUCUUCCUUAAUUAGCCUUUCCUUUGUAUCUUUUCUUCUGUUGUACUGUAUUAUAGCUAAUUGUUGUAAUUUUAAUAACUAGUAAAUAGAAGUACAUAAGUAAAAUUAUGAUACUUAAGUAUUAAUUAAGCAUACUACAUUUAUGUGUAAGUACUGAUCAGGAGUCAUGGUAAAAUACUGUGGGAUCACAGUGAAUCAACCAUGCUUAUGAAAGGAGACCCCGUGCUUUGGAUAGCUUAUGUAGCAACAACAUGGUGGAAGCAUUAACAUACACUCUAAGGGUACAUGGUUGUUUUGUUUUCUUUCAGAUGCAGUUCAGUUAAUGGAUUUAAAAUGCCUGGGUCAACAAUUUUACUCUGAUUGAUUUAAAUUUACCACUUAGAUAGUGUGAGCACCUCAGUGCAAAAUCUGGUUUUGCAGUUUUAGUUGUUUGUUCUUCAAGUAUGUGAUGAGCUGUAUGAGCAGUGAGAACUGACACCUUUCAUUAGCUAUUUCAGUACUUGUUGUCCGACUAUGGGCAUGACAUAGUUUGCUUAAAAUGUCCUGUGCCCCAAGCCAUGAACACAUGCGUCACCUGUACACUGUAGCCUCACAGCAGGGCUGUGAUCCUGCUUGGCUGCAGGACCAACCACAGCUUUUAUGCAAUCCAACUUAAAGGGAAAAUGUGACACCUUUUAUGUGGAUAUCCAGUCAGUGUUGUUGGUAAAUGUAGCCAAUUGAAGCAAUACAUUCCUAAGUCUGUGCUACUGGCUUGCCCAAGAAAGCAGAGUCCUGGGGCGAGUUCAAUCUCAAAACGUUAAACGUUUCCUUGCAACGUUGCGCAAAGUUUCACAACGAGCUUCGUGGUAUGUUUUCUUCUGUUUGGUGGGCGUGUCACAGGUGUUACCCAAUCAGCUGUGAAAAGUUUGUAAACACAACGGAGUUAAAAAGGCAUGCAUUGCGCUUGCGUACACAACAGGGUGUUCAGGGAAACACUGUUUCUGUUGAAAAAAACGUUUUGCUACGUUUUGUCUGCGCUGAACUCAGCCCUGCUAUUCCUCGUUGAGCCAUGCCAGCAGUGCCCACAUAAACCAGAAUUCAUUGCACAUAUAUGUAUGACAUAAAUAUACUGGCAUAAUGGACUUCUAACAACAAAGCUGAACUAGCAAUGAAGUAUAAAGUUCCACAAAAAUCAACAAGAGCAUCCAACUUCUAUAAUUCCUUUUUAGUUGACUUCAAAUGACAAAUUAACGUUCAAACACUUUUUCUUUCCCACAUUAUUACAACAUUAGUCCAGCAUUGCCCCAGCCUGUAGGAGCACCACUCAGGUCUAUAAUGUUAGCUUUUACUUUGCUGGCCAAAACAAAGUGUUGAGUGACAAAAAAACACUCGAUGAUCAUCUGCCCUCUCGGGCACGCUGGUCUUGGUAGUCUUUUCAAGUUUAAAUUCGGAAUCCUGAAGAAGGUCUUCAGCAUACCUCUGUCCAUUUUCAUGCAAAAGGCUUUCUUAGGAUUGGUGUUGCAGACAGCAUCUAACAAAAACUGCCCAUGCUCAAAUUUAUUGCAGCAGAAUAAUUCAGUUUCUGUUUGUACCGGAGAAAAAUUUCAGCAGAAGCACCAACAGUCUGUGUAUUAGCGGCUUAGGUCCUGGGGGGUCCCAGCCAGCCAUAUCCUCUUGCACGGCUGUGACUGAGGCUACCUCUGCCUCUCUCCACUUAUUUAUUGUCUGGCUCAAAAAAAUAUGACUAAAUACCCGAGUCAGCAAAAACAUUGUAAACUGUAUUCUUGUCAAUAUUAUGCUCUGCAGUUAACGCGCAGUUGCAAACGUAGCUUGUUUGCAAAACAAGAUAAGAAGACAGCAUCUAGAGCUAGAAAUCCAAGCUCAAGUAGCCUGUAGUUCUCUGUGCCACCCACUGUCAUCUCAAAUGACGGCGCUGGAUGCAGCUACUUGGCAAACUCAGCUAGCAUGCGCUGAGGAAUUUAUUGCUUCAGUGGACUGCAUUUAACAUCAGCACUGUUUGGACAUCCUCAUUAAAUGUUCCAAAUUUUCCCUUUAAUUUGAAGCAUACUGAGGCUUUUAGAUACGAGCUGUUACCUUGUAGCCAGUGCACAUACACUAAUAUUAAGCUGAUGUCAAAAUGAUAAGUUGAAAGGUCAACUUCAGUAGUCUUUUUAUAUUUAUUCAUUUUAGCUGAAGCUUUUAUCCAAAGCGACUUACAAUUGCUAUACACGUCAGAGGUCACAUGCCUCUGGUGCAACUA
This is a messenger RNA of Micropterus dolomieu (smallmouth bass), 5364 nucleotides long. RefSeq names its product ADAM metallopeptidase with thrombospondin type 1 motif, 17 (gene adamts17). Gene Ontology annotation, cellular component: extracellular matrix. Gene Ontology annotation, molecular function: metalloendopeptidase activity. Lineage: Eukaryota; Metazoa; Chordata; Actinopteri; Centrarchiformes; Centrarchidae. The record is from RefSeq and is a predicted model, not a curated record. The transcript has 19 exons. Gene Ontology annotation, biological process: extracellular matrix organization; proteolysis. Bases 120 to 2807 code for a protein of 895 amino acids.